UUUUUUCUCGUUUUCUUCUGUUCUCAGUUAAACACAUUGAUACUGGUGCGAGUUAUCAAGGAGAUGACAAACUUGCAGCAUGCAAAAGACAAAAUCAGUGAACAAAUAAGGUAAGUAUUUUUGUGGCGUCAGUAGAAGAUGCAUCUAAGCCCUUAGCCUCUUACUUUGCUAUCUUAUACGAAUAUUGCCAAUUCACAACAAGUUGAUUUUCUCUUUUUUUCAUGAUUUUAUAGACUUGGUGUCAGGGCAUGCGUGUUGAUGAUUCCUUUGCUUGGGAUCACGUGGCUAUUUGGUCUUCUGUCGCCCCUGCACAAAGCGUUUUCCUACAUUUUCAUAAUGUUCAACUCCACUCAGGUAAACUAAAUAUACCUUCUAGUGAAUGAAAUCCGUGCUCUUACAGUAUGAAGGUGAACGGGCGGUUGGUGGAUUCACCACUGAUUUAAGAAUGAAUCUUGACAAAGGUAAAAGUCGGUGCUGAAAGUGCACCUCAUUUCAGGGUACAAGUUCACUCAGCCCAUGUCUACUAAGAAUUUGUCUCUCCUGACAUAAAAACAACUUUCGAAUUAUCCCAUUAAGACAUACUUGGAAAACUCACGCUACGUAGCUGAUGAACUUUUAACAGUUACAGCGUUCUUUAGUAAACAGUGUUGAACCCUUUAACUCCCAAGAUAUUAUUAGUAAUUCUCCUUACUGUCUCCUCUACAUUUCUUCUGAUUUUACUUCCGAGAAUUUGUUAUAAGAUCAGCUUUUAAUCCCCUUAUUGAUACUUUUCUUGGUUCUCAUCACUCGUCUUCCUGAUUUUGUAUUGAUAUUGUAAGCAUUUCUGUUUGGUCACUCAUGGGAAUUAAAGGGUUGAAAAAGACACAAAAAAGGGAAUCAGGUCAUGAUUCUAAGAUUUGGUCAUAAAAAUAAAGACCCUCUUUACAAUUACAUAAAAAAAAAGUGAAACUGAGUUUUCCGGAGUAAAAGCCAAACCUCAAUAUAACAAAACAUAUAUCUAUUUUGCAUCAAUGAUCACAAUUUUGCUUAUUGAGACUAAGUCGAUUUAGGACAUGACAUUAAAGGCCUCACAAUCGAAUACCUGAGAUGACAAAAGUUUUCUUCAUCUAAUUGUAUUCCUCUCGAUAUUCAAGCAAGAAGUUGUACCAACCCUUCCUUACAAGUUUACCAGGCGGUAAACUUAGUGUAAUACAGAGACAAAGUAGAGAACCUGUGAUUAGAGAUUGAGACUAAGUCGAUUUAGGACAUGACAUUAAAGGCCUCACAAUCGAAUACCUGAGAUGACAAAAGUUUUCUUCAUCUAAUUGUAUUCCUCUCGAUAUUCAAGCAAGAAGUUGUACCAACCCUUCCUUACAAGUUUACCAGGCGGUAAACUUAGUGUAAUACAGAGACAAAGUAGAGAACCUGUGAUUAAUAGCAGUAUAGGUUUGGACAUUUUUGCUGCCCAGCAAUAUUUAAUACUAAGAGGUUUAGGGUUAGGGGAGCUUGUAUGGAAGCACUUUGAAUCUACUAAAGGCGUUAAUGUGAUUUCUGAAAUGGCCAUUUAACAGGGCUUCAUAAUAUUCCUCCUUCACUGUGUGAGAAACUCAGAGGUAUGUUAUUACAUUUUGAUUUGAAUACUCUUUAUAAGCUUUAAAUUUUUUGCUCAGAUUUUUACCUGACGAGGCUUCCACUUUGAAAUAAGAACUUAAAUUCGAUGACUGUAUAAAUGCGAAGCACAUAGAGUUGUACAGUUCUUGAGAUCGUUUUGAUAUCAACUUAUUCAUGCAGAUUAGAUCUCGCUUCAAAAGAAGGAUCAACGUUGUCAACCCAACUACAGAUGAAGUAACAGGCGUUAAGCGAGCUUCGCAAGUAAAUGAAAGUAUCAGCGUGGAUUGCCAAGAAAAAUGA
This is a messenger RNA of Pocillopora meandrina, 1890 nucleotides long. Lineage: Eukaryota; Metazoa; Cnidaria; Anthozoa; Scleractinia; Pocilloporidae. The record is from the annotation of a GenBank genome assembly.